CAAUAUGCAAUUGCGCCUAAAGUUGCGGUUGGUUUUUUUAACAGCACUACUCUUAGCACAGUAAACCCACGCAACGUAAGAACAUCGUUUACUCUAAAUAAACUGUCAUAUUCCACUCCGUCACUUUCUCCCGUUUCCUGUCUGGUAUCUUAGGGGGCUUUUAAACUCCCAGCAACACAAAAAGGGGCUCGUUGCUUGAGGCAGGAAAGCGAAAGUAUGUUGCAGAUCAAGACAAGGCGGCUGAAAGCAAGGCUAAGCAUUGUGUUAUAUGGAGCUGAACUCUGAUGGUUAACAAAGCACCGUAAUGAUUGGGAAAGUCUGGAUAUUCAUCACUGCAUUUUCAUUCAUCACGUAUAUUCAUCAUGCCCAAUGUGAAUGCAUGCCUCAAGAUUUGAAGACACAUCUGUAUGAUGAGUUGUUGGAAGACCACAUAUUUGAGAUUAAGAUAUUCCCAUCUGAAACGAAGGAGAAUGAGCUUCUUUCAGUAAUAAACACUCUAUGUUCAUCCUGGACUAAAAAUAAGAAUAAGGAUAAACGUAAAUUCAAGAUACUAACAAUUUUUGAAAUAAUGCUAAAAUUUUUUCAAGAAAGCAAUUUUGAAAUGAUUUGUGCGGAUCUCAAUUGCACAGAUUCUUAUACAGUAAGCUGGGUUAAUGCAACCGUAUUUGGUGAUAUGUAUAGAAGAUCUUGCGAUGGAUCAAUAUCAGAUCUGAAAUGUCCAUCAAAAAGCAAAACAACGAUCAGCCCAAGCAUCACUGCUGUUGAAAACACAACAUUUUUUACAACGGUCGAUUCAAUCACCACAGCUCAUAAAAGCUCACCAUCUUUAACAACGGUCAGCCCAAACAUCACUGCUCCUGAAAAUAAAGCAUUAAAAGAUGCUCAGAGUACCAUUAACACAUGUUCUGGAGUCCUUGUUUUCUCUCUACUACUGAAUAUCGGUCUAUUCCUGUUGGUGUUAAACCCUUUCCAGAAAAAAAAGCCUACAGCUAAGCAGGUGAGGCUCUUACUUGCUCGGCAUCUCUAAACCAAAAUGCUGUAACCACCCAGGUUUAGGGGGGUUUAGCUGUUUAUAUAUUAAACUUAAUUAAUUUAGCAUAGCACACAGUACUCAUUAACUUGAGUACUGUGUCAUUUUCUUCUUCUUUUAAAGGGAUAAUCACUUUUAAAUAAGAUAUUUUGAAGAAUUUUGGUAACCAGACAGUUGAUGGUAGCUUCCAUUGUAUUUUUUUUCCUACUGUAUAAGUCAAUGGGUGCCGUCAACUGUCUGGUUACCAACAUUCUUCAAAACAUCCUCUUUUGUGUUCAGCAGGACAAAGAAACUC
This is a messenger RNA of Rhinichthys klamathensis goyatoka, 1325 nucleotides long. RefSeq lists its product as uncharacterized. Lineage: Eukaryota; Metazoa; Chordata; Actinopteri; Cypriniformes; Leuciscidae. The transcript has 13 exons. The record is from RefSeq and is a predicted model, not a curated record. Bases 305 to 1027 code for a protein of 240 amino acids.